AGCAAAUAUUUGCUGAAGGCUUUCAGCUUCAAACCUUAACCUUUUAACUUUAACUUUGAAUGGAAGAACAUCAUCAGAAGGGUAACAGGAGAACUGCUGAGUUGAAAUACAUUCACUCGGCCUCCAAAACCAACGCUAUGAAAACAGCCUUCUUCCUUAUCCUCUUCCUGGCGGAAGUGUGGAUGGUAUUGGGCACUGCUAAGGACUGGGGACCAGGGAAGAUGGAAACAGACCUGGAGGUUUUGAGGAAUCACACCCUCCUUAACCACAAGAAAACGGAUGGAGACAAACAUCCCCAGGGGAAAGACACCUCAACAUCAGCUGAGGAGGAGGAGCAGCCUCAGCCAGUAUUGGAUAGGGAGAAACUCUUAGAAAAGAAUGCCAACUUUGGGUUCAACCUGUUCCGGAAAAUAGCUAUGAAACACGAUGGCAACAUAGUUUUCUCUCCUUUCUGCCUUUCCUUUGCCAUGAAUACUUUAUUGUUGGCAGCCAGAGGGCAGACCCGAUCCCAAAUCUUGGAGGGCCUGGACUUGCAGGAUCUAAGUGGUACACAGACAACUUUCUUGCCUUCUCUCUUCAAGGAGCUCAAAGACAACAUCUCCCUAAACCAGGAGCUGGCUUUAUUGAAAGGGAGUUUUGCUUUUAUCCACAAGGAUUUUGAUAUCAAAGAGACGUUCGUCAAUUUGUCCAAGCAAUAUUUUGACAUGGAGUAUGUACCUGUGAAUUUCCACAAUGUUACACAGGCCAAGAGUUUCAUGAAUCAUUAUGUGAACAAGGAGACUAAGGGGAAAAUUCCCAAGCUCUUUGAUAAUGUUAACACGGAAGCUAAAUUAAUUCUUGUGGAUUACAUCCUAUUUAAUGGUAAAUGGCUAUCUGCAUUUGAUCCUCUUUUCACUGAAGUUGAAACCUUCCACCUGGACAAAUACAGAACCACCAAGGUGCCUAUGAUGUAUAGGUCUGAAAAGUUUGCUUCAACCUUUGAUAGGAACUUACGUUGCCAUGUCCUCAAAUUACCCUACCGGGGAAAUGCAAGCAUGUUAGUGGUCCUUGGGGAUAAAAUGGGGGAUUACUUUGCCAUUGAAGACUACCUAACUGUAGAGCUGGUGGACAAAUGGAUCAGCAACAUGGAAACCAGAAAAAUGGACGUUUUCUUUCCAAAGUUCAAGCUAGAUCAGAAGUAUGAGAUACAAGAACUCCUUAAGCAGAUGGGAAUAAGAGCGAUAUUCUCACCCAAGGCCGAUCUGAGUGAACUCUCGGGUCCAGCAAGGAAUCUGAAAGUGUCUAAGAUUACGCAGAGAACAGUAAUUGAAGUCAAUGAGAGAGGAACUGAAGCAGCAGCUGGAACAAUGUCAGAAAUUAUUGCCUACUCGAUGCCUCCAAUCAUCAGAGUAGACCAUCCAUUCCACUUCAUGAUCUACGAAGAGACAUCUAAAAGUCUGCUCUUCCUGGGCAGGGUGGUCAACCCAUCUCUUCUAUAAUUCAUGACAUGUAAAAUGUCUUAUACUACCAAAGGUACAUAUGAGAAUACGUAAGAUAGAGGUGAGGCGGGAAGAGGGUUGUCCUCAUCCCGUGUUAGUUUUGGUUGUAGUUCUGGGUUCAUGUGGAAAUCUGCUGGGAAUAAAGAUGAUUUUAUGAAAA
This is a messenger RNA of Dromiciops gliroides (monito del monte), 1638 nucleotides long. RefSeq names its product serpin family A member 10 (gene SERPINA10). The record is from RefSeq and is a predicted model, not a curated record. The transcript has 5 exons. The coding region runs from base 60 to 1478 and encodes 472 amino acids. Lineage: Eukaryota; Metazoa; Chordata; Mammalia; Microbiotheria; Microbiotheriidae. Gene Ontology annotation, molecular function: serine-type endopeptidase inhibitor activity. Gene Ontology annotation, biological process: blood coagulation; negative regulation of endopeptidase activity.